CAGAUGAAUGUCGGUCGUUCUGGUCCCGGACCUUUAGACGGGAGUUUGUUGACAUUACAGUCUGUGCACAGGUCUCAGGUUGUGUGGGACAACAUAGAGCCACCCCCUGAUUUCAGAUUGAGGACAAACUUUGGGGAGUAUUGGAAGGCAGUUCGAGCCCACAGACCGCAUCAGAUGAUCAUGGAUGCAAUCAGGGAUUUAGGAUUUGAUUGCAUAUUUAGGCUGGGACAGUUCAAGCACGACAGGGGUUUGAUUACAGCCUUUAUCGAGAGAUGGCGUGGAGAGACGCACACCUUCCACCUGCCGUUCGGAGAGGCCACUAUCACUCUUGAGGAUGUUCAUCACAUUCUCGGGUUACCCACAGAGGGUGAUCCACUGAUCCUCCGUGGAGCGAGUAGCAGCGUGGAGGAAAGGCGCGUGCUAGUAGGCGAAUUUCUUGGGCUAUUACCAGAAGCCAAGGACGAUGUUAACCGAGGUGGUUUAAAGAUCAAAUGGCUUGUGGAUAACUUCGGGUCUUGUGAGCGGUUGGAGCAGUUGGAUCCAGAGGAUAUAGGUUAUGGUGUACAGCUUACCUACCAUAUUCGGGCGCACCUACUAUGCGUUAUUGGAUCAUUGUUCCCCCACAGCAGCGGGAACCGCGUGCAGCUUGACCUUCUAUGGUUAAUGAGGGACAUGGCGUACAGUGUAUAA
Daucus carota subsp. sativus is the source of this 690-nucleotide messenger RNA. Its product is annotated as protein MAIN-LIKE 1-like. The record is from RefSeq and is a predicted model, not a curated record. NCBI's taxonomy places the organism in Eukaryota, Viridiplantae, Streptophyta, Magnoliopsida, Apiales, Apiaceae. Gene Ontology annotation, biological process: meristem development; meristem maintenance. Bases 4 to 690 code for a protein of 228 amino acids. The transcript is spliced from 2 exons.